AUGAACAGGAUAAGGAUACAUGUUUUGCCUUCAAGCCGGAGCCGGGUGGCCCAAACACCUCGACCCCAGGAGCCCCAAGUCUGCUCCUUCACACAGCGGCCGUGCUCUCAGCCCCGCCUGGAAGGUUUCGAGUUCUGCAUCAAACAUAUCCUGGAGGACAAGAACGCCCCGUACAAGCAGUGCAGCUACGUCUCUGCCAAGAAUGGCAAACGCUGCCCCAACGCUUCACCAAAGGUCGAAAGGAAAGAUGGGUAGGUAAACUUAGCUUAAACUUAAUGGAAUGUGAUGCUGGGUCGCAGGCAGAUGGACAUAAACAAAUAAUAUCUAGUAAUCAAAGCUGCCCUCUGACAUUUUUCUUCAUUUGACUCUUAUCUCUUCUUCAGGGUGACGUUCUGUACAGAGCAUGCUCGCAGAAAUGCUAUGGCCCUUCGAGCUCAGAUGAGAAAGUCAUCUUCAGUUCCAUCCCCAGAGGUGCUACUGUCCCAGCUGAGUGGUUACAACCGUGCCGAGACAAACAGUACUGAUGGGAGCCGCUCUGAAGCCAGCCGUAUCCUAGGUACAUGGUCAGACUCUGCUGUAUCACUGUGGACAUCUAAAAUUGGAUUUUCCUCUCUAUUGUUUUGUUUUCAGCUGUCUGGAAAAGAUUUUAUAGUUUUACCACACUUUUCUCUGUACAGAUGAUGAGAGUCUGAGUGAGGAAGAGCCAGGUCCACUGGUACUAGACCAGACAUGGCGAGGAGACCCUGACAGUGAUGCAGACAGCAUUGACAGUGAUCAUGAAGAUCCUCUGAAGUAAGCUGAACUAUCUCACAAUCUGUUAUGUUGUUAGAAUGCUUUAAAAAACUCAUGACUUGUACAAAUUUACAGUGAUGUCUAAAAUGUUUAACAGACCCAGAGUCAAAAAUGAUGAAUACAAAAGCAGCAGAACUUUCAGCCUGUCAUCCUGCUAAAAACUUUGGUUGGAGCCUGUUAAGGUCUCAGUUAAAACACGAUUUCUUGCCUUUUGACUGUUCAAGGUAAAUGUUGUUUAUUUGUUAUGAAAAUUGCAGACAUGCAGGAGUUUACACAGCAGAGGAGGUGGCACUCAUCACUCGUGAGAAGCUCAUCAGGCUCCAGUCUCUCUAUAUUGACCAGUUUAAACGCCUCCAGCACCUGCUCAAGGAGAAAAAGCGUCGAUACUUGCACAACCGCAAAGUGGAGCACGAAACUCUCGGUAAACACACAGAGAAGGAGCUCCAACGUGUUUUGCUUUAUUUGCUUCAGCCAAAACUGUUGCAUGUUCUCAAAGUGAUUUUUGGAUUUGUUGAUGUUGAUUACAGGGAGCAGCCUGCUGACAGGGCCUGAAGGUCUGUCUGUGAAGGAAAGGGAGAACCUGAAGAAGCUCAAAGCUCUGCGCCGGUACCGUCGUCGGUAUGGUGUGGAGGCUCUGCUACACCGGCAGCUCAGGGAGAGGAGGCAAGCUGUGACGGAAGGAGCUCCCCAGGUAGGACCCCAUCACAGACAGGAGUUUAAAAGUGUAAAUUUGGAACUAGGGUCACUUAAAGAUCUCACAGAAAGUCUCCACAGGUUUGGCAUAUUCACUGUGCAGAGGAGAUUGUAUUUCAGUGUCUCAGAAGAAGCAAGCAACCACUUCAUUGUGCAAAACAUGGUGGGCCAGUCUAGCAGUGUCAGGUUUAACAGCUUCUCUCCUUCAUUAGAUCAUAAAUGUGAAUUUAAUGAAAAUAAAAACUGUAUAUUUAGAAAUUGAUACCUUUUUGCAGUGUUAGUUUGAUUAAAAAGACUUCUGCAAAUCGGUAGUAAGUUCAUCUGUACUUCACAGCUCCUACAGCCACAGCUUUUGAGGUGGACUACUCACCCAGUAGCCAGCAGGAUGGUGAGAACAGAUGGUUCUAGAUAAAAAGCUUUACAGUUGCACAGAAAUGUCAUGUUGGGGAUUCUGAAAGUGAUGAAGGUCUUGGUGCAGGAGGACAGUUUGAACCUUUUCCUCAAGACUGAGUCUCAUACAUCAGUGCAGCAUUUAUCCCAGAUCUAACGGUGGUUACUCCUGAAGCCUGUGCUUGAAUGCGCACGGCAGAUGUAAGGCAUACUUCUUACAUACUUUUGGUUUGAGAUCAUACUCCAAAUACUGUGCAGCAGAAUGCAGUUCAUGAUGAGGACACCCGAAGGACGCCAAAGUACUUUCUUGACAUGUUUUUACACCCAAGAUUGUGACCAUAUAGUCCUCCAAACUUUGGAAUGAUCUCAAAAAUGUUAAUGAGUAUUUUGGAAAAACUGUUUGGUUGUUUUCCUGAACCUUCUCCAAAUACUUCUUUCUUCUCUUUCAGCCGCACACAAGAACGGCGCUCGAGAAGUGCAUCUCCUUCGCUGAUGGGAUCAGAUGUACCAACCCCUGCCUGCCUAUGACUCGGCACUGUGUCACUCGUAUCCUCAAAUAUGUUUCUGACGUGAUUGUGACCAAAAUAGUUGCCUCUUUUUUUUUGUCACUACUCCUUUAAAACUCAUCCACCUUCACCUCGGCCCCAAUCAAGACCGUCAGCUUGCAGUAGCUGCUGGUUUCAAAGGGAGCCCACAUAAACUCCUUCCUGUGGUCUGUUGAUUUUUCCCAGAGUUAUAAAGGGGCUAAUCGGUUCAGUUGGAAGGUACAACCUCCUCUCAUCCUUCCUUCUCCGUUUCGCCUCAUUCUUUCAGUCAGUUUCAAUCCUUUCAUUUCGCCAUUCUCUGUAUCAGCUGGUAACGACAAAAUUCUUUUAUUGCAAGUAUUGAUUUGUGUCAGUCAGACAAGAGAGAUCUUCUAUUACCACAACAGACACAUUUCCACAGGAGUAACUGACUAGAUCGGUCAGUGUGCGUCAGUUUUUCCCAUUAACUCCUGGUCAGAAUUGGGUUUUACUUCCUCCUGUUUUCCUCAGUUCUUGUUCGUCUGCGAUCUUUAUGUGUGAUCAUCUUUAACUGCUCACUCUCAGAUAUCUACCAGGACAGCAAUCAGGUACUUUUCAAAAUGUGUCCCGGCCUUAAAGACGUCCCAUGCGACCGAACCGUGCACAUGGGUCAGUCUGACGAUCCCCGCUGCCCGCUCCACCUCACUCUACCUCCGCCCAUGUACCAGCCGGAGCAGGAGCCUCCCCCGCAGGAGCCGAUCGCCAGAGACAUGUACCUGAGCGCGGCAGAGCUCCAGCCCACAGAGAGUCUUCCACUAGAGUUCAGUGAUGUAUGUAACGAUGAUAGACCCCCAACGCUGUCGUUAUUGUGACAUGUGUGAAAUGUGUGUUUUUGAGGUGCUUUCACAACUGGCACAGCUAGUUUGCUGCAGCUCAAACAAUGUCUGGUGCAUCUGGGGCUUUAGGGGCUGUUUGACUCGCAGAUUACUUUUUGUAAUUGAGGAUUUCAUUCCUACUGCAAACAAACAGUUUUUUUUAAUCUUGUUGCCAUGCAGAAACCACCCCCCUGAAUAACCAAGGUAGUUUGUUUUCUAUCUUCAGAUCUGCCCACAUGAAUCAAACAAAAGCAGAAAAUCUGAUUCUGAUUUAUCUAGAGACUAAAAACACAUAUCAAAAAUCUUUAAUUUUGACUUGUUUGUACCCACUGAGUUAGACCACAGGUGUAAAGUAACCUUUGUAAUACCACAUUACUGUUGAAGCUCUCAGACUAUCAUAAUAUAUGCCUCUAUUAAAUUCCCAGUUUGUAGGUGGAGCUAUAUCAAGACAUCAGUUUUAUUUGCAGAUUGUUACAGCUCAACAUUUCCUCUGCCAGUGUUGUGCAAUAUUCUCUCAGAGGUACAAACACAAACUCAGGCGCAGCUCUAGCACGGUAACAAAAUAGCCGCUCUUCCCACACACACUGUAGUCCUGCAUUAACCUUCCUUCCUGGUUAGAUCAUCAUGACAACAUCACCUAGACUCACUGCCUGGUCAGAUACAAAGUUGUGUCUUAAAACUGCCACCCUUUGAAUAAUAAAUACCACCCACUUGCUUGACUUUCUUGUGGGUUAAAUAAAUGAUUUGCUGAAAUGGCAGCUUUAUGAUGUCUGAGCUGUAGUCCAGCCUCCCGCCACUAGCUGGGGCUGUUGCUCCAAACACUUGUUUCUGUCUACAUGCGUCAGUUCUGCACUACCUGAAUGUAAAAAAGCGAAGGUUGUUGAUUAAGUUCCUGUUUUCUCUUCCCUGUAAACUAGUUAGAAUAUAAAUUUCUGUUUAAGCGACCAAGAUUUGAACUUCCUUAGAUCUCAUACAUGGUUCCUCUAAUACAGGACCUGGACGUAGAAGGAGACGGCAUGCAGGGUCCUCCGUCCCCCCUUCAGUUUGACACGGCUUUGGCCCUGGAGGAUCAGACCAUCAGAGCCAUCGCAGAGGCGCCGAUGGACAUCCUGACUGGAGAAGACCCAGACCAGGUGGACCUGGACGUGUCCGGACAGGAUCUCUCAGAGAGGGAUGUGGAUGCCAUCAUGGAUGACCAGGUUAACUCUUGAUAAGAGGCUUUGUCACCAUCACGAACAUUGGCGCCCACACACUGCUCGAUAACCGCCAACCUCCACUCUGUAUGUCAAACUCCAAACUGGGUUGAAUAAAAUCUUGGUCUCAUUCUGUGUCACUAUAACUGCAUUUUAAAAUGUUCCACAAUGACGGGUGUGCCGCAGCGCUAACAAGAGGAUGCAUGAUAAAACUUUGAGAUAGAUCCACAUUUAUCAACGCUUGUCUUUAAAACACACCGCUGCAAAUAUAAAAACUGAGUAACUGAAUAUUUUCCUGGCUUCUGUUGAAGUGGACAGGGACAGAUCUUCUCCUGACAUGCUUCCAGUGUUGAUAAAAAGGAGAAUUGAGGAAAGUAUGAGUGUUUAUAAAUCUGAUUUCAUCAAUUAUCUCAUAUUUGAGAAGGAAACUGUCCUGUGAUCGUCUUUGUGUCUCAUUACAUCUUGACCCAGAGCUUUAAGGAAGUGGGAAAAAGGUGAGAUGAACCUUAAAUCUGACGUUCAGUAUGCAUUUUAAAGGUAAAUAUCUCAGUACUACACCCAUACAUUGACUAUUAGCAAUCAAGUCACUUGUUUGAUCAAGACUUCGAGAGUUUAGUAUGUUGGAAACAUUUAAAUUUUUACUCCUGAUACUGAAUAUUGAGUUUAGACAACUGAAGCCUCAAUAGAAGUCUAUUUAAGUUUCAUUAUGAGUUGUUCACCCACAGCAGGGAUUGUAAACGUGUCCUCCAGUCUCUUACAUCUGAAGCGUGUCAGGACAGCGUCUCACUGUCUGUUUUAACAGGAAUAAAAAGUGAAAGUAUUUCCAAUGUUUAUUACACAGAGAUGAUAACUCAAAACAGACUGUGACCUUGUUUAUCCUCUGCUUGCAUAAGCUCCAGCGGCACUCGUAUGAAAAUAUCAAAAACACAAAUUUGAUUUUGUGUUCCUGCGUCCCUAAAAAGAUGAGUAAACAGGUUUCCAGUCUUGCAAAGGUAAACGUUUAAAGUGGAGGUGUUUGUUUUUUUUCAAAGCGUAAAAGGCCAUGAACAUCGACCAUUUUACAGUGACAGUUAAAAAAUAUAACCAUGAAUGACAUAUCCUGAAAUAACAUUAAGCUACCUCGCCAGUGUAUUGAGCCAUUUCAUGUCAAGAUUCAAUUAAAUCAUGAUUGAAUUUUAAGAGCUUCCACUGCUAAUAGAAAUAUAGAUAAAUACCAAUAAAUAAGCUGCGCUCUAAAUAAACAAUUAACCUCAAUGGUUACUGUUCGUCUGGAAAUCCUCAACAGUUUUGGUCACUGAUGGUUAUAUUUUCAGUCCUGACCUGCUCUAUCAUUUAAACACCCUGAUGGAGCCUUCAUCAGUCAUUACACCAUUAAUGAAGUUAGAUUAAUUUAAUCAGAGUGAUAGAUGCGGGAUUCAAUCAGCUGCCAGUGAAGAUGACGCCUCACUGAAAUGCAACUGAGAGAAAAAUAAAGAUGUGUAGACGGCCCUUUAAUCUCCCAGGACAUCAUCUAAAUCAUAUCAAACGCCUUCAUGAAGAAGAUAAAAAUACAGAGUCUUUCUCUGCGUGCUUCUUUCUUUCAAAGUAAUGGAUCCUCUUUGUGUAUAAAUACAUAUAUAUCAGACUAUGAGCUACUUAUGAAGUUUGUUUACAGCAGGUUUAGCUGACAGGAGACACUCAGAGGGUCUAGUGUACCGUAACAGGUCAAAAUAAUCCUGCUAAAUCUUAAAAAUGUAGGCAACCCCUCUAAUGUCUUUUAGUUAAUAUUACACUCUGUUAAAAACCUGUAAUAUUUGUGACCUGUAGCGACUGUUGUUAUUACAAAUAUGUCACUGGGUUUCUUUUUAAAGCAGGUGUUGCAGAAACAAGCCGCUCACAUGCACCAAUACAAAAAGCUCUAAUCAUUCCUUUAGUCUCUGCAUUCUUCUUCUGUAUGUUGACGGACAAAAUAUGUCGGACAUCUCAGUCAGGACACAGAAGCACAAAUUAUCAAAGUAUGUUUUGAACUGAAAAUUGCGCCUUUUUAGCUUUUAAAACAUCCCCUCUGCUCUGGUCUGUCUGAGGCGCUACUUACAGAGAAUUCCUCUUUAAAGGGACAUUUCACUCUUUAUAAAUGGUAUCAUAAUGUGAUAUAUGGUUGCAGAAGCAGCUGAACUGAGAAGCUCAAGUUGUCUUUUACACUUUCUGAACUUCUGUUUUCAUACUCAGGUGGUGGCGGAGGUUGUAGGAGGUGACGAAGAGGCGAACGGGAACUCACUUCAAGAUGUCGUAGCGGCUGCAGUCGACGCUCCCAGAUAG
Xyrichtys novacula (pearly razorfish) is the source of this 6744-nucleotide messenger RNA. The record is from the annotation of a GenBank genome assembly. NCBI's taxonomy places the organism in Eukaryota, Metazoa, Chordata, Actinopteri, Labriformes, Labridae.